This is a messenger RNA of Aphidius gifuensis, 3096 nucleotides long. RefSeq lists its product as uncharacterized. The transcript has 6 exons. NCBI's taxonomy places the organism in Eukaryota, Metazoa, Arthropoda, Insecta, Hymenoptera, Braconidae. The record is from RefSeq and is a predicted model, not a curated record. The coding region runs from base 964 to 1953 and encodes 329 amino acids.
AUUAAAAUGGCGACGAAAAAUUGAGAACGCGUUUGUGUGUCGACGUAGAAAUAAUAAAUAAAAUAAUAUUUACAAAAAGCUCAAAAUAACAAAACUAAAAACAAAAAAUAUUUAAGUAAAAAUAAAUUACAAAAAAAAUUAUCUCAUAUAUUUGUAAAGAGAGUGGGGUUGACCACAUGGUUAAUCAUCACACGACAAACCCCCCACAUAUAUACCACACACACAAUUACAGUUGCAAAAACAUCGCAAUACAAUUUUUUUUUUUUUUUCAUCACAAAAGUGUGGAGAGUAGAACCCAAAGUAAAUCGUAUGACCUGCAAAUAUUUACCAGUAUUUACGCAGUUUACGGAAGAGACUUGUUCAAGUGUCACAUGUUUAUCGAUUAUUAAUAUUUUUUAAUUUAAAUUAAUAAUUAUAACGUCAAUAAAUACUAAUUUUUAAUAAUUAUUAUCAACAAGCAUAUGUGUAGUAAAAUUUUUCCUUGACUCAUAAAUAUAAAUUCAAUAAAAACGUGAAGUAAAAAAUAAUAAUGGUAAAAUGAAUUGUCUAAAAAAAAUCAGGUGAAUGUAUGUAGUGGAGUUACUUUAACGGUACAUAAUAAGUUACCCUAGUCUAGAAGUGUUUAGAAUUUUAUUGUUGGAUUUUUUUUUUUUUUUUGUCUUUUUUUCCAACCUCCCUCGUGGAAUUGACAAAAAAAAUUACGAGAGACCACAAGACAGUGGUGGAACACUUGGUGUUUUGUGUUGAAAAAAAAGUUGGUUAAUUAUUUUAAAGGAUAAUUGUUUUGUGGGUGGACAAAAAUAUCAUGAAAAAAAUGACAAGGUGAUCUUGAAAUAAAACGAUAAAUAAAAAAUAUAUUUGUGAAAGGAUUUAGCACAAAUACGAUACAAAGAUAAAAAUAUUGGAAAAUAAAAUAUACAGAAUUUUAUAGUUAUUAUUGUGUUUAUUUAAAAAAUAAUAAUUAUGGAAAAAUUAGCUAAAAUUGGACACUAUUUUAAUUGGAUUAAAAAAAAUAAUAAAAAUCAUGAAAAAAAGGAUCAAAAAAUUAAUAAAACAAAAAAUUUUACUGAAUUUUUAAAGAGUAUAAUUUUGUGGGAAAAUUCAUCAAACAGUUUAUCUGUUAUUGUUACUUUCAACACUAUCUUUUGGGCAAUUGUUGUUUUAGAGGUCCAGCCUUUUGCAGCGGCCAGCAGUGCCGCGCUUGUCGGGAUCCUCACCUUCAGCUUCCUGGAAAUAAAUGUUGAACAACAACAAGAUAAUUCUGCUUUUACAAUACCACAACAAUCAAGUCGUGAACAAUUUGAUAAAAUAAUUAAUAAAAUAAAAUUAGGCAUUGAUAAUUUGAAAAAUUUACAAAAAAAACAACCAAGAAUUUUUUGCACUGGUGUUUGUAUUGUAUCAAUUUUAUUAUGGCUAAUUGGUCGUGCAAUAAAUGGUGUUCUUAUUGUCUAUGUAUUGUGCAUGUGUGUUUUCCUGGGACCAGCACUAUUACUCCGAAUUCCUAUCAAGUUACUCUCAACAAAAGAAUGGGAGACAGAAAUUGAUGAUUUUCUUCCAGCAGCAACUGAAGACAAUUUGGAAGUUUUAAAAAGAGCUGGUGAAACUGGUGAUCAAUCACCAACAUCACAAAGUAAUUCACAAGAUUUUCAAAAUGAUGCUUUUAAUGACGAUGAGCUCAAUGAACUAAAAAUGCCAUCUCAUGAUGAUGGCAGUACAGAUGGACUUGAAUUAUCUGAUCAUGAAUUUGGUGAUACUGAUGUUGAUGGUAUUAAAAUAAAAAGUGGACAUUUUGAACGUUGUUCAUCGUCAUCAGAUGAUGAUGCUGAACUUGAACCACAAGACAGUGUUAAUAGCCACAGUUGUGAUGAUGAAAGUGAUAGUGAAUUUGAAAUUAUUGAUUCACAUGAAAUUGAUUCAAAUGAUAUUAUUAAUUCAAAUAUUAAUAAGGUCUGAGAUAAAAUUAUUAUUUAUCUAUUAAUUUGAUAUUAUAAAUUAUUUAUUAUCAAGUAUAAUGUUUAUUAUUUAAAUAUUAUUUUUUUCUUUGGUGCUCUUAGAUGACCCUUUCUUAAUAAGUUUUUUUGUUUUUUAAUUUUUUGAUAAUUUGUCAGUGCUAUUGACUUGUUUUCUUUCAAGUUAAGCUUGAAGAAUGUAAUAUUUAUAAUUUUACAUUAUUAAUCUAUUGUAAAAUGCGUCUUCAUUCGUUUUUUUUUUGUUAAUUAUUUUUUUAAUUAAAAAGAAAAAUGUUAUCUUAAAUUUAUUUGCUUUGUAAAUUGACAAUUAUUAAAUCACUUUUUUUUGUACUUUGUUUUUACAACCCUGGUGAUUAUUUUCCAUCUUGAUUAAAAAGAAAAUAUAUUUAUCUAAAAUAAACAAAAUUUUAUUUUGUUUUGUAAUUUGAUUGAUUGAAUUUUUUUUUUUUUUUUAUGUUCAACAAGGCCUAUUGAUUUAUUAAAUUAAAACAAUUUCAACAAUAUCUACUUUGUAUAAUAAAUAAAUAUUUCAAAAACAUGUAAAAAUAAAAAAUAACAAUAUUAUUUCAAUAAGAAAAAUUUAUUUAUUUAUACAUGUGUAUUUUUUUUCGAAAUAAAUGUUAUUUAAGUCGUAUUAUCGUAUGAUCAUUUUAAUAUCACAAAUAUAAAAAAAAACAAACAAAUAUGUAAAAGAGAUAUGAAAACUUUUAAAAUGUAAUUUUUGAACAAAAACAUACAUAUAUUAUAUAAAAAAAAAAAAUAAAUAAAAAUCAAUUUAUGUGUAAUUAGUUUCUGUAAUUAAUUUUUAUUAUUGAGUCAUUUGUUGCGUUUUUCGAUUGAGAAUUAUCAACAUUUAGGACUUUAUUUUUUGGGACUUUUACUAUUUUUAAAUUUCUCUUUUUGACUAGUUUGACUGUUACUCUUCUGUCUCCAAAGUUAUAGAAAUAAUAGGACUCGCACCUUUACUUUUUUUUGUUCUUUUUUUACAUUAAAAAAAUUGAUAAAAUAUUUAGAAUCAAUACUAUUCAGAUCAUCACUCGCAAAAUCCAUUUUGAAUAUUAAAUUAGCUACCUUAAUUAUUUCAUGUUUUGCAAAAAUUCAAAUGUUCUUUCUAAAAAUAAGAUUU